ACGGCGUGACGAGGUUGUUUACGGUGUUCUCUUCAAGGCAACGACCUUCUCUUCCGUUACACAACGUGUUAGCGUGUCCCAGUCCUUGCAUACUCUUUUACUACACACUCAAAUGUAUGUACUUUUCUUCACAUAAAGAGUACAUACUUUUAGUUCAUGGUAUAAGUAUGCCACCCGGGACUCCGGCUGGUCUCUGUAUGUGUUACUGUCAAGCUUUUGUCGUUGUCUUGUGUACAGUAGGUCUAUGUGUCUAAUAAAACUAUAGUUUUAUCCAAAUUGCUCUUUUUGAAGCUCAGAACAUUAGUAAAGCUUUGUUAACUCUUUAUACCAGAGGCCAAAAGUGGAAUCUGGUGGAAUCCCUUUUUUCUUUUUCUUUCAUUUUUCUCCUCCUUUAAGCCUGUUCUUUAUUUAGCUUUUGCAUAUAUUGAAAACAAGUCGAGUGUGACGAUCUGAAUCAGGCAGCAGAGACGUUGUGUUUGAGGAGACGUAGCGAGAUCAGACGCUUCAGAGCCGAGAUGAAAUCGCUCGUUGUUAUUUUCCUGCUGGCGGUGGGUUGUGGUGUGGCUGAGGAUCUCAUAAGAAAAUAUAUUUUCAUUAACUCUCAUUUAAAGUGGUCUGAUGCUCAGUUAUAUUGUAGAAAACACUACAAAGACCUGGCCACCAUCACCACUGUGGAGGAAAACGCACGCCUUUAUCAAGCUGGAUCUGUCCCUUCUGGAAGUUGGACCGGGCUUCGCAGAACAUCAGGCACCUGGAUAUGGUCUGAUGGAGAAACACUUUCUUUCCCAAACUGGUUUAGUGCCGUGAGUUUUUCUGAAAAAUCGCCGUACGACUGUGCGGUCACGAUGACUAACCAUUCAGGAUUCCUGCAGAACUACGACUGUACAAAAGCAAGAAGUUUCUACUGUUAUCAGUUCGUGUUGAAGGAGGGCAAGACCUGGGAGGAGGCUCUGGACCACUGCAGGGUUAAUUACACCGGUUUGGCCUCCGUGACCCCCGAGUCGAGUCUGCAGCAGCUGAAUCUAAAGACGGCGCAGACGCAGACAGACAGCGUGUGGAUCGGUCUGCGCUUCGUGGAUGGACUUUGGCUCUGGGUGAGCGGGGAGCAGCUGGGGAGCCUGGUCUCAAUGCCUUCAUGUCCAGCUCCAGCUUAUCGCUGUGGAGCUCUCAACACCACAACAAACACCUUAAUGAACCGAAACUGCAAUGAACGGCUCGGCUUCAUCUGUGCCUGAAUGUGAUCUUACACAAGUUCAGCUCUCCUUCAGGAAGAAUAUAUUCAUCUCACGAUAUAAUCCUUUAUCAUUUUUACUUUUCGCUUUCUUUACUGAUAUUUAAUUGGGUUUUGGGAUUCGGUUCUGAUCGAUCAUUGUGAUUGUCAGAUUGUCUUUUCAUUUAUAAAUGUUCGUGUAUCACGCAUGUUUUGAUUUGUUUAUAGCUUGUGUUUCUUAUGUCCUUGUUCUUUUUUCCUGCUAAUUAUAACUUGCUAUGUUUUUGUAAAUCGAUGUCUGUUCCAUUAUAAAGUGCUGCCCAUGUUUAGGACACAAAUAAACAGUUCAUGUAGAACGAAUUCGUCCUGAUUGGCAGAAAUCUCUGUAUAUAAACACAACCGGUGUGUCGAUAUUUUGGGGUACAAUUUGAUUCAAAAGUUGUUUGAGUCAGUGAUCUUUCUUCUGGAAAAUAUCAGUCAUUUACAUCCACUCAGAUAUGCAGUAAAUACACUGAUACAAGCGCAGAGGCCAUUUUAUUCGUACAGAAUUUUAAACACUAUUUACACAGUACUGUGAAUUUUGAGAGAAAACAACAACAAUAUUGUCGGCGCUCGGUCUUAAAUUUCUAUGAUCAUAUAUGGAAACAGCUAUAAUUUUUCAACAAAAACAAAACAGACCAAAGACAAGCCUGACACGUGAAAUAAUAGAAAGAAUAUUCUCGUGUUUUUUCCCUUAACGUGCACUGCUUAUAGAACCUUUCAGAAAAUUGGGGGGAAAAUGUGCAAAAAUGAUUUGUGUAUAUAUUUUUCUUUUUGUAUAAUAUUUACAGUUAUUUAUUCAUCACUGCAUGUUAUGGUCUUAGUGUCAGUGCUGAAUGCAGUGCCGGAUUACGUCACCCAUCAGCCCCUGCACGUCACCGGAGUCUAACGAGCACUGAUAUUUAUAUACGGUUUGUUUUUGUUGUCGUUGUUGUUGUUGUUGUUGUGUGUGUGUGUGUGUGUGUGUGUGUGUGUGUGUGUGUGUGUGUGUUUCCAUGCUUGCCUAUAGUUCUUGUUCUUAGUGUUUGAUUUUGUGUAUUGCACUUAUAAUAUAAUCAUGUAAUUUAUUAAACAAUUGAAUAAAUGAUGUACCAAACUUAAUUUA
Molecule: messenger RNA, 2354 nt
Organism: Ictalurus punctatus (channel catfish)
Lineage: Eukaryota; Metazoa; Chordata; Actinopteri; Siluriformes; Ictaluridae
Product: C-type lectin mannose-binding isoform
Exons: 2
Coding region: 516-1235 (239 amino acids)
Source: RefSeq, a predicted model, not a curated record